Drosophila ficusphila is the source of this 823-nucleotide messenger RNA. RefSeq lists its product as uncharacterized. The record is from RefSeq and is a predicted model, not a curated record. The transcript is spliced from 3 exons. NCBI's taxonomy places the organism in Eukaryota, Metazoa, Arthropoda, Insecta, Diptera, Drosophilidae. Bases 198 to 758 code for a protein of 186 amino acids.
AUCGGACAUAUCGUUGGACUUUGUUCCCCUGGAAAUCCAACUGCGGAUCACGAUGACUGCACAUUUCACCUCACGAGACCCGCACUAAAAGUGUUUUUGUUGCGCUCGAUUAAUAAUUUGUGUGGUGGAAAGUCCCAUGGAACUGGAGUUAUAAAUUAAGCGGUUACUACUGGGCCAAGCUCAGACUGACUGAAAUAAUGGCCGGGAAUAAAGCUCUGCUGAUCUGCUGUUUUGUGGUGAUGGUUGCGAGCGAUCCCACGGAUGUGGACUGCAACCUACGUCAGGAUUUAAGUGCCCUAAAGAACUGCUGUGCCUAUCCCAAAUUUAUGUUUGAAGAAUUCCAAAAUCAAUGUGGCAGGUAUAUGCCAGCUGGUGCUCCAAGAAUUUCUCCAUGCCUCUAUGAAUGCAUCUUCAAUGUUACAAACACCCUCGUGGAUUCAGCUAUUCAUCCUCACAACACCAAACUGAUGCUGGAGAGACUGGUUGGUCCGAACCCGGAGUUUCAGGAUGCCUACUUGAAUGGCUUGCUGAGCUGUACGGAAACUGUCAAGGAGAUCAUGAGGGAGAGAAAGCCCCGUAAAACCGAUCAGUGCUCUCCGAUCGCGGUUCUCUACGGCGUUUGUGCCCGGAAACAUGUGUUCAACCAUUGCCCGUCAUCCAGUUGGUCCGGAACUGAAACCUGCGAAAAGGCUCGUUUGCAAAACCUGAACUGUCAGAGUUCGAAGGCAUCACGUGGUUACAACAAUCGUUUAAUCUAAUGUCGUAGACGGAAAUAAAAGUUUAAGUGAGCAUAAUAAACUCUUGAUGGGGAGUGUUAAGUAAA